ACCCACCACGUGUUUUGACAGAUAAAAACAAAAGUAUAAACAUUUUUACGGUUGAUUCCAAAAAACUGUUUCAUUCGAAAGAGUUAUACCAAUAAAUAUACGUUAUUCUGCUCAUUUUUUACUGUAAAGGAUUUCAACAUGGAUACCGACGGUUCCAGUAGUGUUACGGUAAAGUUACCUCAAAAGCGUUUCUACCGACAGAGAGCCCAUUCGAAUCCCAUUGCCGAUCAUAGUUUUGAUUACCCGGUUCGUCCGGAAGACUAUGACUGGAGUCAGCAGUAUCCAACGAUUGGCGAUCGUCGAGUUGAAUUCGCUGAUAUUGGAUGCGGAUACGGCGGCUUUCUAGUCACUCUUGGAGAGCUUUAUCCCGAUAAGUUUUCCGUUGGAAUGGAAAUUAGAGUCAAGGUUUCGGACUAUGUUAUGGAUCGUAUUCAGGCAUUGCGAAAAUUGCACGAAGGAAAGUAUCAGAACAUUGCCUGCAUUCGAACGAAUGCGAUGAAAUAUUUGGUCAACUACUUUCAAAAGGAACAGUUGGAGAAAAUGUUUUUCCUUUACCCGGACCCUCAUUUCAAGAGGGCAAAGCACAAAUGGAGAAUCAUAAACCAGGCUCUGCUCAGUGAGUACAGCUAUGUACUGCGAGAGGGAGGUCUAAUCUAUACGGUAACGGAUGUGAAAGAUCUGCACGAAUGGAUGUGCGCUCAUAUCACGCACCAUCCGGCAUUCGAACGACUGAAUGAUGCUGAGGUUCAGCAGGAUGUACUAUCCGAUAAGCUACUGGACAGUAGCGAAGAAGGCAAAAAGGUAACGAGGAACAAUGGCGAUAAAUUUGUAGCGAUUUUUAGAAAAGUUACCAAAUAGUUUAAAUAUCAAGUAAUA
Messenger RNA from Malaya genurostris, 876 nucleotides. RefSeq names its product tRNA (guanine-N(7)-)-methyltransferase. The coding region runs from base 139 to 858 and encodes 239 amino acids. NCBI's taxonomy places the organism in Eukaryota, Metazoa, Arthropoda, Insecta, Diptera, Culicidae. The record is from RefSeq and is a predicted model, not a curated record. Gene Ontology annotation, cellular component: tRNA methyltransferase complex. Gene Ontology annotation, molecular function: tRNA (guanine(46)-N7)-methyltransferase activity. Gene Ontology annotation, biological process: RNA (guanine-N7)-methylation; tRNA methylation. The transcript has 2 exons.